UCGAGUUUAGAAAGUGUGUAAGAAAUUUAACUGCCUUUUCAAAAUGCAACACACUUGGCAACAUCGUGGUGGCGCUGGCAUCGCCACCUAGGAACGUAUCGCGGCUGAUAGACGUCAUCGCUAAUCAAAUGUCAACAAAGAACAAAAUCGUAAAUAACCGACAACAAUAUGGGUCGCAAGUGCGAGUUUUAUUGGUGUUCCAAUCGACAAGGUGUUACGCUGGGAAAAUCGUUCCAUAGCUUUCCAAAAGAUACCGAAUUGUGUCGGCAAUGGGUGUCCCGCUGUGAAUCUCGUGCGCUACAGGAGCUGUUCGACCAGCAUGGAAUAGAACCAUUCACCAGGAAAAAACUAUGUUCUGAUCACUUCUCCAAUGAGGCUUUUCGAAAUGCUAGAAGACCAGACAUUGGGCUUCUUCCUGAUCAAAUUCCACUUGAUGACGGUUAUCAAGCGAGAAUUCACCAGAACGUCUACGCUCAAGAUGGAAUUGAAAUUUGUGAAGAUAUGCAGCGCAAUGUUUUGGAUGCAAUGGAAUUCAUAGAGGAUGACAAAGAUUUUUGGGAAUGGUGGUUAAUUUACAAGCGCCAUGAGACAAACGCUCAAAUAAAAGAGUACCAAGCUGACGAACCGGAAACAUGUACAGCGAUCGUGAAAAAUGUUGAGGAAGUAAAAAGCGAGUGCAUAAACGAUCCGCGUUCUAGUGAGUCAGCUGUUUUCCUAGGAAAUCGUCCAGAAAAUAUAAUGGUAUCGACUAUGAUCUUCCCUGCUCUUGAUUCAUCCGUGUACAACGCUUCCAAGAGCACAUCUGAAGAUGAAUAUUGUUCAUAUGAUGACAGUGCUUAUUACACCCCCACGAAAUUGAUCCAAUACGUACCACCAACAAAUGCUGGAAACAACAAUUUGGGUUCUAGUUAUGAGCCACUGGAACUGGAACAAAAGUAUGUCCAAAUCUUGAAGCAAAAACUCAAUGAGCUUAAACGCCAGUUGUUCGUGACUAGACAAACUAGUAAACGUCGACUGGAGGCACUGAGAAAAAGAAAGGGUCAAAUCAAUGAACUAAAAAAAAGCAUACGGCAACUGAAGAAACAGAAGGCAUCAAAUGAAGCACUAGGAGAGCAGGCUAAAAAAAAUCCCAUAGUUUUUGACUCACUGCGCAAUGCUUUGCGAAAACCAAAAGGACGUCGGUACCUGGGAGGGAGCUCUCGAUACUACACAUCAAAUAAACAAAUACUGUCGUCAGGCAACAAGAAAAUUUUCUACAAGAAUAAACAAUCAACGUAG
Messenger RNA from Armigeres subalbatus, 1278 nucleotides. RefSeq lists its product as uncharacterized. The transcript has 4 exons. The coding region runs from base 169 to 1278 and encodes 369 amino acids. The record is from RefSeq and is a predicted model, not a curated record. NCBI's taxonomy places the organism in Eukaryota, Metazoa, Arthropoda, Insecta, Diptera, Culicidae.